UUUUAACUUGUGCUGUUCACAAAACGAGUGUGUUUGAAACAUUUUUAGUUUAAUUCAAACUUGAAUGCAAAAUGGAAGAUGAUAGCGAUCAUUUGGAGUUUUCCGAUCACGAAAUCGACGACAAAAAACACGAUAAAAUAAUCGCGAACGUAUUAAAUCUAAACAAAGUGCAAAAUGUGAAGAGCCCCUACAGGACCGAGCCCACUACUCAGAUAUCGGAAUUCAAUUUAGUGAAAUCGUUGAGCAACAAUCACACAGUGCAUAUUAACGAGUUAACGAAAACGUUGAAAGAUAGACGUAAACAUGCCGAGAUUGUCCAGAAGCUCAAAUCGGUAAGCGGUAGGACCAAAACGCUGCUGAAACCACUAGAAAAGCCCCAAGCAGAGCGGAUUAAAAGAACUUUAAACUACGAGAAAUCGAGGCUUCAAUUAGAUCGUUGGGAAGCUUUGGUAGCAUCGAACAGAUCAGCUUCCCAACUUCGCUUUCCCCUAGGCUCUGUCGAGAAGGUGAAAACUAUAGAAAAGGAAGCCCAGGUGUACCCUAGCACGUUUCGAGUCAAGUCCGAGCUGCAAAAGAAAAUCGAAGCUCUAGAGCCGAAAGUCGAAGAGUACAGAAUAGACACUGACGAAGCGAACAAUGAAUUUCCGUUGACAUUAAGCGAGCUGAAGGAGAAGAGGAAAGAGGCCGCCAAGCUGCGGGCCCACCAGCACUUCAAGGAGGCGAAAGCGCGACGGCAGAACAAAAUCAAGAGCAAAAAAUACCACAGGAUAUUGCGCAGGGAGAAAAUCAAACAGAAGCUAAAAGAAUUCGAGGAGCUGCAAAAAACGAAUCCCGAAGAAGCUCUGAAGAAAUUAGACGACAUCGAGAAGGCCAGGGCUGAAGAACGGUUCAGUUUGAGGCACAAGGGAACCGGACAAUGGGCUAGGAAUAAGCAAGUCAGAGCAAAGUAUGAUAAAGAGAGUAGAAAAGAACUGGCUCAACAACUGGCUGUAAGUCGGGAACUUACCCAAAAAACUAAACUUACCAACAGCGAUUCUGAAGAUGAGGCCAUCGAAUCGAGUAAUCUACCAUCCAAGCAAGCUAAUGAAAAUAACCCUUGGGUUAACGGUGUUAAACCAAGCAAAGAUGUAACAGAUUUUGUUAGUGGUUAUAGAAAAUUUUGGAACGAGGUUAAUUCUAAUGCGCAAGAAGUGAACGAAACAGAUGAAUGUGAGAAACCUCAAGCAACACCAGCGAAUGGUGUAAAAAUGGGCAAAAAUAAAAUGAAAAAGAUGGAGAGAACUAGUAACAAGAAUAAACCACUAUCUACUUUAUCCAACAAAGUAGGAUGCGAGAAACCUCAAACAACAUCAGCGAAUGGUGUAAAAAUGGGCAAGAAUAAAAUGAAAAAGAUGGAGAGAAAUAAAAACGCUAAUAAACCACCAUCUACUUCAUCGAACAACGUUUCUAGUACAUCCGAUUGGGAAGUCAGUACGAUCGAAGCGCAAUUAAAUCAACCCCUCGAUGUGCAAGACAUGUUUGGUAUCGCUGAAGAUAAAUUAAACAAGAAACUGAACCAAAAACUCAAAAAAAUCGAAAACAAACCAGAAUCUAACAACAUUAAAACUAACAAAAAACCCAAAGGUGUUAAACAAACCUUCGAUCUCACAAUACCGAAACGAAACAAAAAACAAAUCAUAGACGAAGAAAUGCUGGAGCAACCUCGCGAAUUAAACCACGACGAUAAUGUAAAUGAUAAUGCAAGCGAGAACUUAAACCUAACAGCCCUGAAAUCCAUCAUAUCGAACGCGAACAAGCCCGAUGAACCGGUUAACAUAAACCCCGAUAAAUUCAUUCGAGUGAAGCAAUCCCAACUCGACACCGCCGUGCCGGAUAUUUCUAUAACCGAAGAAAACGAAGAGGGGGCCGAUCAGAGGGACUUGAUCAUGGAAGCGUUCGAAGACGACGACAUAGCGGUGGAUUUCGAAAAGGAAAAGGCCGAGGAGAUCGACAAGGACACGCCGAAAGACAUCGACCUGAAUCUGCCGGGAUGGGGAAGCUGGGCCGGUACCGGGAUCAACCCCAACAAGCGGAAGAACAGGCGGUUUAUUAUAAAAAUGCCGAAGAAAGUGCCCCGGAGGGACGCCAAUAAGGGAGCUUUGAUUAUAAACGAGAAGGCGCAGGCUAAAAUUAAACCGCUGCUGGUCUCCGAGCUUCCGUUUCCUUUUAAAUCCGUGAAAGACUACGAGGCUAGCAUUAGGGCUCCCAUAGGAAGGACGUUUGUUCCGGAAAAGGCUUUUCAAAAAUUCAUUCGACCGAGUGUCGUUACGAAAAUGGGUGCUAUCAUUAAACCUAUCGAUAGAAGUAUAUUAACAGGUGUUAAAAUUAAAUAGUAAAUUUUGUAUUUUAUUCAAUAAUAAGUGUAUUUUGAAUUUAA
Messenger RNA from Phyllotreta striolata, 2416 nucleotides. The record is from the annotation of a GenBank genome assembly. NCBI's taxonomy places the organism in Eukaryota, Metazoa, Arthropoda, Insecta, Coleoptera, Chrysomelidae.